This is a messenger RNA of Theobroma cacao (cacao), 1368 nucleotides long. RefSeq lists its product as uncharacterized. The record is from RefSeq and is a predicted model, not a curated record. Lineage: Eukaryota; Viridiplantae; Streptophyta; Magnoliopsida; Malvales; Malvaceae.
GAACGCGCUUCAAUGUUUGCCGAAUGAUAUUACUCUUUUCGUUUACGGCCAUUUUAAAUCCCUCAAAUUGUGGGGGGUUUUUGAAAACUUUAAAUUGUUUAAAAAAAAAAAAAAUGAAAUCUUGCUUCUUUGUGUCUUACCCUGAUUUGAAUUCUCAAGUUCGAUGGUUUUCUAGUCUUCUUCUUGAAAAUUGAAUUGCAUUUUUUAUUGGUUUUGUUCAUGUUGUCAAAGAUAAAGGCGUUGACUUUCUUGUUGGGAUUUAGCAGAUGAAGGAUUCCACUUUCUAGCCAUUCAGGCCCAGAGAGAAAUUUUGAAUUUUGGGAUUGGGUUUUGUUGAUUUAUCAGUUUUCGCUUUCUGGGUAUAUGGGAUUUUUUGGAAAAUCGCAAUAGAACAGAGAGAUCAUCUUAUCUGUUUCAAAGGUUUUUCUAACUUCUCUAUGAACUUUGAGAGGUAAAGGUCUACGAAAGUCUUGAUUUUUUCACCUAGUUAGCCUGAUGGGGUCUAUGAUUUGUGAAAAAAAAUCAACUUUUUUUAUUCCACGAAUCAAAUCUUAAGGCUCUUUUGUUCUAAGUUUUUUGAGUUAUAGAUUUAAGAUUUUGAGUAGAAUUGUGUUGUGAGGGGAGGUGUAAUUGUCGUCGAUGGAUACGGUCCAUAAUGAUGCUAAGGAUGUUAAUGGAUAUAACAAUAAGAUUUUAGGUGCCAUAGAUUCUCCAAAACUUGAAGAUCAUGCUGAUGGAGAAGAGUACAGUGAGUCAAAUUCUUUGUUGCCACCUAAGAAAGGUGGGAUGUCAAGAAAACCUGAAAAGACGCGGCGGAAAGUCCAGUGGAAUGAUAAAAAUGGGAAUAAACUUGUGGAGGUUCUGGAAUUUGAACCAAGUGAUGUGAGCGAUUCUGAUGAUGAGGAUUCAGAUUCCUGCAUCUGUAUCAUAAUGUAGAUAUAAUACAGGACACCAUCGGGAAUUACUGGAUAAAUCAUUUUGGGCUUCACCUUCAACCUUGAUUUUGAUAAGUUUGCUACAAGAUGGCCCUCGGUUCAACUUGCUGUUGGAAGGAUAGAUCAAAGGUCCAGAGGCUGAGCAAGGCAGUCUCUCAUAUAUUUGAGUUCUUUACCAUUUCUAAGGUGGUUUGCCAUAUGUUUCGCUAUGAACAGAUGAGAAUUGCAUGGACCUUAUCUCAGAAAUGAAAGCAGAUAGUCAUGAUGCUUGUCUUUCUUCCAUGAUGUAUAUUCAUCAGUCAUUAUGAUACUUUUUUUCUUUCUUUUUUGCUUUUUCCUGUAAUAUUUACCAGUUGAACAACAUUUAAGAGAUCAUAUUCCUUCAAAUCACAUAAAAUGGAACAGCCAAUACUUAAAUCCCUUUUGCAUUUUA